AUGGAUCAUAUCGGCAAGCUUUUCAAUCUAGAAGGUCACUCAAUGCCAGAAUGGUUUCAGGUACCGUUCGUUAACUUCAAAGCACAUUGCGAACCACUGCCUGAGGCUGGAGUCGUGUACGGGUGUCAAGAUCUCUUCGGUCUCACUCACUUGAGAGGAAGCGACCCAGAUACCUUCUGCAAGGUUUUACAGUCCUGGUUUUACUUUGGUUUGUUGCGGGAGUUCUUCCCCAUAGAAUUUAACAUUGAUGAUUUCAAGAAAGUCUCAGAUGGACAUCAGGUUGUAUCUUCAGAGUGUCUUCUCCGUUAUUGCUCUCUGUAUUCCGGUGAUCGGAAGCGCCAUAUACACCUUCACGAUUGCUUAGAGUUUGUGAAAACAUGGACCGAUGAAAUCGACCUGGACUGUCCGCUCGAAUCCUCAAACAGCCUGCUCGGUCCCAUUACAAUACCUGACUCAAUAGUCCACCAGAAGAGUCGGCUCAUAAUUGCGUCGAUCAAAGUCCUUUUGGAAACUAUGUUCGAAUAUCUGCGACUGUCUUGCUCUGAUCGAUGUACAGGCAAAUCGAAAGUGCAGGAUGUUCUGACUAGCAGGGUCAAUAGGGUGCUGACAAACCUGUUCUAUCCUGGGGAUUCUCUUCAAGGCAUUAAUUAUGAUACCGUACCUUCAGCAACCGUAUCUGGCGGCCAGAAAAGGCCGGUUUAUGGGUCGGUUCCUGCAUCCUUCUUCUUCGGCAUACUUCUGAAUAACGGAUGGUGCCGCCGGCAUUUGACGAGAAUGAAGCACGAGUUGAAUUCGACGUGCCUUUAUAUUCUCGCAUCCCGCGAUUCUGAACUUGUCAUAAGCCAGAAGGGAAAUCAGAUGGAAUGCUCGGCAAGUGUGUGUCAGCAGGAUGAGAAUGCCGGCGACACAGGCCCGAAGCAUUCGUUUCACUGUUACGGUGGCUCUUUAAACAUCAACUGCAAACCUGUACAAGUUGACACGAGAAAGCUUGAAUCGAUCUACGAAGACUCCAAAUCUACCAGUAUACCCAUAGUCUCAUUCGCAGAUGGAGAAGCGACGAUAGAGGAGAGCCGUGAUCAGAAAUACUUCGCGGUAUCACAUGUCUGGUCAGAGGGUCUGGGAAAUGCAAGCUCGAACUCCAUCCACAGUUGCCAACUGCAGGACCUAGCUGGACUUAUCGAGCCUGGCCGGCGGGGAAACUCUAGCCAGGAUUCCUGGGGUCCCAUGAAGUUCUGGUUAGAUACACUCUGUAUCCCCAAAGCCUCCGGCCGUUCAAGUCCUGAUCGGGAGGCGUUAGAGGCAUCAGCCAUAAAGAGUAUCGAUUGGGCCUUUGCUUCCGCUCAUUGCGUACUUAUUCGAGACCUGACGAUACAAAAUCCCAGCCUACCGUUUUCCAGUCUCGACCCUUUGCUCCAGAUCAUGCAUUUGUACAACAUGCGCUGGCUCAGCCGUUGUUGGACACUUGCAGAAGCAAUAUCCGCCUGGAAGAUAAAGAUCACCGUGGAUGGGAAAACUCAAUCGCUUUCUGACCUGAUCAUCGAUGUUGGAUCGAGUUUCGCCCAAAGAUAUUCUCUAGCUAGUGAGCCCCAAAGUUCUACAGCGACUUCAUUUAGGAACGAGCUUAUGUCUAGUGUGUUCCGGAGUUUUGUCAGCCCAUUCGAUGUAUUCAUAGACUCUAAAGAUGGGCACCAGGACAUUAUUGCUACAUGGAAUGCACUCCUUCAACGCUCCACCAAAAAGGCCAGCGAUGUUCCCACUAUUCUGGCAAUAGCCAACGCCAUAAGCCUCAAGAACGUGGUCGAUUGCAAAGAGAAAACAAUGGCUGUACAGAUGAAACUUGUUCUCAAUGCAUUCCGCCGUCUCCCCGCUGCGUUCCUUUUCCAGGACGGCCCAAAGAUUCAUGAACCUUUUAAUCGCUGGGUGCCUGCGGAACCAUCAUAUAGCGGGGGAAGUGCCAGAAACCAGAGAAUACUUCCACGAUCCACAUACGGGGUGAUUACAGACAACAUUGAGUCUACGGUCCUAACAUACGCCGAGGGGAAAGCUGUAGGCCCUCUACAAUCAUCAAAAUCAUCCCCAGUUUAUCUUUUCAAAGGUCCACUCCCGCAAAGCUUUUAUCUUGAAGUACAAGGCCAAAGCCAAUUCUUUUUCGUUGAAAUGACGCACCAAAUUCAAAACCACAAUCAGGACAAUGAGUACUGUCUCAUUCUCUCAUCUGUAGCUGGCUUGAAUGGACCCUCUAUCUCGACAGCUUUCUGUGCUACAGUGAUGAAGAUGACAGAGACAGAAUCGAAACUCCUAGUAACCUGGGAGACAGUUGCCCAAGUGCGGAAGGUGGCACAAGAAACGCCUGGAGGGCUAAGAUCACGAGCACUAUACAACACUAGCGUGUAUGUUUCAUGUGGUAAGUCCUUCAAAAUUCAUUAUCAUUCGCGCACAUGA
Messenger RNA from Fusarium fujikuroi IMI 58289, 2442 nucleotides. RefSeq lists its product as uncharacterized. The record is from RefSeq and is a predicted model, not a curated record. Bases 1 to 2442 code for a protein of 813 amino acids. The transcript has a single exon. Lineage: Eukaryota; Fungi; Ascomycota; Sordariomycetes; Hypocreales; Nectriaceae.